Messenger RNA from Orycteropus afer afer, 1005 nucleotides. RefSeq names its product procathepsin L-like. Gene Ontology annotation, molecular function: cysteine-type endopeptidase activity. The transcript is spliced from 7 exons. NCBI's taxonomy places the organism in Eukaryota, Metazoa, Chordata, Mammalia, Tubulidentata, Orycteropodidae. Gene Ontology annotation, cellular component: lysosome. The record is from RefSeq and is a predicted model, not a curated record. Bases 1 to 1005 code for a protein of 334 amino acids. Gene Ontology annotation, biological process: immune response.
AUGAAUUCUUCACUCUUUCUGGCUGCCCUUUGCUUGGGUAUAGCCUCAGCUACUCUGAAACAUGAUCAAAGUUUAGAUACACAGUGGUACCAGUGGAAGUCAACAUACAGGAGACCAUAUAGUGCGGAUAAAGAAGAUUGGAGGAGAGCAGUAUGGGAGAAGAAUAUGAAAAUGAUUGAACUGCACAAUCGGGAAUAUAGCCGAGGGAAAUAUGGCUUCACAAUGGCCAUGAAUGCCUUUGGUGACAUGACCAAUGAAGAAUUCAGACAGGUGAUGAAUGGCUUUCAAAACCAGAAACACAAGAAGGGGAAGAUGUUCCGUGAACCUCCCUCUGGUCAUAUUCCCAAAUUUGUGGAUUGGCGUCAGAAAGGCUAUGUGACUCAUGUGAAGAAUCAGGGUCAGUGUGGUUCUUGUUGGGCUUUUAGUGCAACUGGUGCCCUUGAAGGACAGAUGUUCCGGAAAACUGGCAAAAUUGUUUCACUCAGUGAGCAGAACCUGGUAGACUGCUCUCGGUCUCAAGGCAAUAAUGGCUGCAAUGGUGGCCUAAUGAAUUUUGCUUUCCAGUACAUUAAGGAAAACAAAGGCAUUGAUUCAGAGGAUUCCUAUCCAUAUCUUGCAAGAGACACAAAUGUCUGUAACUAUAAACCUGAAUAUUCUGCUGCCAAUGACACUGGCUUCGUAGACAUCCCUCAACGGGAAAAGUCACUGAUGAAGGCAGUGGCAACUGUGGGUCCUAUCUCUGUUGCUAUUGAUGCAAGCAAUCCAUCCUUCCAGUUCUAUAAAUCAGGCAUUUAUUAUGAGCCAGACUGCAGCAGCAAAGUCCUGGAUCAUGGGGUUCUGGUGGUUGGCUAUGGCUUUGAAGGAAAAAAUUCAGAAAACAAUAAAUUCUGGAUUGUCAAGAACAGCUGGGGUACAGUUUGGGGCACAAAUGGCUAUGUGAAGAUAGCCAGAGACCAGAACAACCACUGUGGAAUUGCCACAGCAGCCAGCUACCCUACAGUGUGA